AUGCUCAAAGAAUGUGGUUUUGAAAGAUUCAUUCAUUACAAAAUCUAUGGAGUGCAACCAAAUGAAGAAAAUGUCGAAUUUCAUACAAUGAGUACAAUCACGUCUACAAGAGGAAUAUCUAAUGAGUUGGUACAUGAUGAGAACUUUAAUGAAUUACCUACAGAUGAGCCUGAAGAUCCAUUAGAUUGUUGUGAUGUUAGCGGCUUCAUAGAGUCGUCUUGGAAGUCUGAAUGCGGUUUUAAUCUUAAAUGGGAUGUCAAGAACAGACUUACAAUAAUAAAUAACGAUGUACCUACUAGUACCACUUCAUCCUUAAGAGAUAUGGACGUUAAAAUGUUGCCAAUAAAUUGCGAAAACCAGCAGUGUAUUUUUGAUCGAAUGGAAAUUACGAAGUCAGGAGUAGUAGAUGUGGAGAAAUUUGUAAAACUGUUGGACAAUAUGACGAAUAGGGAACCAAUGUGGAUUACAGCCAAGGAAAGAGUUUUAACUAGUUGUUUGCGGAAACCUCUUAUUGGUUAUGAGAGUGAUUGUGAGAUUAAUAGCAUCUUGGCUUGUACUUUUGAUGUUCUUUCAGAGAACUGUCCGCACGAAAACAGAGAGGAUCAGUGCAAAAAUUCUACCAAUAGCAAAGAAGGCAUCAUUUGUCAAAUCAGCUCCACAAAAUAUGGACCGAAAAACCGCCGUCAAUUUUGCAACAUACCCGACAUAGUCCAGAAAGAUUUGCUUGACUCCUGCGGAGUUAGUUCCAUCUUCAAGAUAGAGUAUGUCUCCCAAAAUAAGGAUCAUUCCUGGAGCCCAGGAGUUAACUGCAAGGAAUCAACAGUAUCUUCUAACUGCAUCAUGAACAAGAUGGGUGUUUUAAAUAAAUAUGGUUUCAUAGAUUACUUUAAGAUGAAGGAUAAGAUAAGAUCAUAUAGCGAGAGACUCCCAGCAUCCGUUUACGAUCUUUAUACCAGCUCCUUCAUCAACACGCCACAUUAUAAAGAUCACUGCAGUUCUUCUAAGAAGCUAUUAAACGUUAUAGACUCGCUUUUAUUGACUUGUCCCACACAAAACCGCAGAAAAACAAAAAAAUGCGACAAAAUAUUCACGGAAAUGAAGAAUAUGAUAACAAAUAAAGUCGCCCAAGAUAAAAUUGACGAAAUAUUGAAUUAUAAUAAAAAUUAUUAUCUACCAACAAAUUAUAUAGCUAAAGAUAGUGCCCAGAAAACUAAAUUGACACCACUUUACGAUUUUGGCAUUCUAUCCAGUAAUAACAUACCACCAGUUAAAGUUAUUGAUAUAAAAUCAAGGUUCUUGUAA
Danaus chrysippus (African queen) is the source of this 1302-nucleotide messenger RNA. The record is from the annotation of a GenBank genome assembly. Lineage: Eukaryota; Metazoa; Arthropoda; Insecta; Lepidoptera; Nymphalidae.